This is a messenger RNA of Hyalella azteca, 5228 nucleotides long. RefSeq lists its product as uncharacterized. Gene Ontology annotation, molecular function: RNA polymerase II cis-regulatory region sequence-specific DNA binding; DNA-binding transcription factor activity. The transcript has 3 exons. The record is from RefSeq and is a predicted model, not a curated record. Bases 383 to 3451 code for a protein of 1022 amino acids. NCBI's taxonomy places the organism in Eukaryota, Metazoa, Arthropoda, Malacostraca, Amphipoda, Hyalellidae. Gene Ontology annotation, biological process: regulation of transcription by RNA polymerase II.
CAGAAUAACGAAUUAAAGUUCUUUUUUUCUGUGCCAUUGUAAAAAAUAAAUGAAGCUAUAAAUUUUACACAUCUGCAAGAACCGCACUGAUUUAAUCACAGUAAUUCUUGAAAUAUCUCCUGUACGUAGUCUGCUUCCCCAGUAACAACCGACAACAGCACGAGGUCGAAACCAAUGUUUUGUCUGAACUGUUAAAGAUCCUCUGGUGAUCAGUCAAGUUUUUUCGAGACUCCCAUAGCUCGCUGAACCUCUCCUACCAUUGCAAUUGAAUCCACUAUGUAAUUUAGGAUGAUCUAUCAACGUAGUCAUAACACAGCGACCGCGAUCAUGCAAGGCUUCCAUCAGUGCGUCGAGACCUGCAGGACAGCGCCCUCUGGCAAGCAUGGAAGAUAAUAAGGUGCCCACGAAGGACGAACUCUCGUGCGACGUCUGCUUGCGCCAGUUCGACCGCAAAUCUCGUUUAGUGGCCCAUUACAAAACUCACACAGGAGAGCGUCCCUUCCGCUGCCCUUAUUGCUCCAAGUCAUUCGCCUCUAAGGGCAACUGUAACACACACGUACGCGUGCAUACCAGGGAAAGGCCCUACGUGUGCCAACAUUGCGGCAAGCAAUUUUCGCAACAUGGGCAAAUGGUGAUACACGUUCGGAGACACACAGGAGAAAAACCGUACGUAUGUUCGCACUGCAAAAAAGGCUUCGCUUGUUCCAAAGUGCUUAAAAUUCACGUGCGCACGCAUACCGGUGAGAAACCGUACGUGUGUGAUUUCUGUUCAAAGGGGUUCGCGGCGUAUGCAAACCUGGUGGUUCACCGCCGCAUUCACACUCGUGAAAGGCCGUACUCUUGCAAACUUUGCGGCCGAUCUUUCGAACAUUCAGGCAAUUUAAUAAGACAUGAAAGAGGCCAUCACGUUGAUGGGGGCAUAAGAUGCAUACCAUGUGGUCGGUUGUUCCAGGAAACUAAGGACUUGGUCAUUCACAUGAACGAUUCGCACCCGAAUGAAGUGUGCCAAGAGGACGUGGAAAAUCAGGGAGAGAGCGUUCCAUCAACGAUGUCAUCACAUCAUCAAUCAAGUCCGAUACGUUUAGAAAAUUCUCUUCACCAGGACCACAAGACUUCAUCACUUGAAGAUACUUUCAAGGAUGCCAACAACAACAGGAGCACUGCCGGUGUUAACUCAGCAAAUAAUAUCAAAGAAGAAUUUGGACAAGAGAGUCCAGACAGCGGUUGUGUCACUGUCAGCGAUGAAGAAGAGGGAGGCAAAUUCCACGACACGAAUCGAUAUCACAUGGAAGCCCGCAACACGUUAUACCGAAGAGAACUCGUCCAAAAACAGUUGUCCAUAAUUCCUUUAAAUUUGUCAAAAAACAAUUGUCCUAGUCUCAAACCAUAUAAUUCAACUGCAGCAACAGCAAAUAUCUUAAGUUCUCCCAGUGAAACUACAGUUAGUGAUUUCGAAAGGAAAAUACCUGGCCUAGCUCCGUUGAACAUGAAUAAGAAAAGUGCGUACAAUAAAGCUUCCAACAACAACAAUAACAAUAGAAUUUAUAUCUCUAGUCCCACGGCUUUAUUAAAUGAUGGAAGUAAUAGACAAUUGAAUGGUGCUUCUAUGAAAUCUCUACCCAACUUGUCACCGGUUAGUGAUGUAUCAACAUCGAUUUCUUUGUCAUUACGGGACGAUAUUCAUAGUUCGAACCCUUUAAUCAACGGAGCAAGUACAAGUCUAGCUACAGUACCUGAUCAGAUUGAGAUAACAACGAUUUCGAAGGCCUGUGAAAUUAUAAACGGUAAAACUCGAAACUCAAAAUCAAUAAUAGAAGCACCCAUGAACUUUCAGUAUUUUUCUUCGGUUAGCAGCAGCAUAUCUUCUGGAGGUCCGGGAUCUCAUCACUUCUUGCAUCCUCUGACGUCCACUUCUUCAGCACUACCCGUAUCUUUCUGCACCUCUGACAUGAGCCCAGUUCAUCCCGUCACCGAACGUAUUUUUCAGACGCACAAUUCUGAAGCAAAUGUGUCACCUAUGGACCUUUCUCUAGACUCAAAAGCAAAUGUGGCAAAUGAGUCCCUUAACUCAACUGGUAGACGGGGUGAAAAUUAUUGGGAGCUCGAGGGAAUUAGCGAGAAAAUAAAAACUCGUGCUUCAAAACGAAGAGAACUGGAAGAUGUGUGCAAUGAAAAAGAACUUAAACGAUGUAAGAAAGAUUCUCUGUCAUCCAGCCCGUCCCGUAGCCCAGGUCAAAAUGCUGCUCUGGAUCCAAAAGAUCAAUUUGCCAGACCAAUAAAACAAUCAUCCGAUUUAAUAGAAAGCAAAACACUAAUUUCCAGCAUCAAAGUUCCUGACGACGCUUGUAAAUUUCAGCAGAUAGAUAUUGCAGUUACAAAUAACACCGGUGACACUAUGAAUGGCAUCAAUAAUUUAGCAAGACCAGCAUACCAUCAUCAGACCAAGGACACACAAAUCAGACACCAACCCACUCCGGCAUCUUCUACGAGUGACACGUGGAUAACAAGAAAUGUGAAAAGCUUCAAAGAGGCUACGCAAGUUUCUCAAACUUCUCCAAAGGCGAUUGGAAACAUCAGGGAAAGUAUCCGGAAAUCCUUAUCCCAGAUUUGUCCAGUGCAGGAAGACAGGAAGAGCUUCAAACUCAACGUAGAAACUGCCCUCAUGGCGCUCGUCGGGAAGUCAACUAUUUCGCAUCUUGGGCACCCCAACCGCAAUGUUGAGCAGGUUCUAGUGAACCUGUUAGAUGUGGUGGGCAUGAGUCCAUGCGCGGACGUGCGCGUGGAUGAGGAUGAGCGUCUGCGCGUAAACAUGCGCAAGCUGCUGGAGUACGGCCUCCCUGAGCCCUCUGCAUGGCGCAGCCUCGGGUGGCACCAAGAGGCCAUCGAAGCCAUCACGGCGAAAAUAGCAUCGUGGAGCAUUACCAGUCAGUGGCGCCAAGCCCGGGACCUUUCGCAAUUCUCGCGGGAAACCGAAACAGAAUCAAAACUUGUUCAACCAAAUUCAUUGCAUAACAAUAAUUUGUCUGCAACUACGAACUCGGUGUGCUUACCCACGAGCACGCUUCAAACAAGCAACGCUCUCCGACUACAUUCAAACACUUUGCCGAGUGAAAAUAUUCCCUCGCAAUCAAACACAGUACCUCAACCACUAAAUUUUACACACGAGCGUCCAAAUCAUCUACGCAUUAAAUCAGAUUCUUUUCUCAUUCACAGAGAACCAUUCAUCAUUCAUUCCAACUCUUGCCUCACGCCUUCAGAUGCUGUUCAUGAUAAUCUGAGUGGUCGGCACGCGGAGAUAUGGAAAUCGGACUCAGACGAAGCACGCACAGCUCGCAGGAUGAGCGUGGUGAGCGACAGGCGAGAGACCAACAGAGUAACAGCAACGAGACUACUCGGUGAUGAUCAAACAGGCGAUGAAGAAAUAUACGAAGUGCAAUCGUCUGCCGUCUGAAGAUAACUUAAUUAAGAUUAGUUAAAAAUAUUUUUCAGAGGUUUCUUUCAUGAUCUUUGUGACUGCAGCGAAUAAGAACCUGUUCUCAAAGUGAUAUUUAUUUCUAGCAUUAUUAAAAGACAAUCAAUCAUGCAUGAUAAAUCAUGCAUAAUAAAUGCACUUUUGAAAAAGAUGCAAGCUUACGUGUGAUACGUUUACAUGGGCAUGGAGCACGAGAUUACUGGUAUUCAUGAAUUUUAAACCAUUCAUAAGAAAAAGAAUUAUAUAAAUGAGGUAGAAAGAGACUUUAUAUAAAACUGAAACCGAAUCACAAGCUAUCCAAUCUGACGGUGUCCGUAAUACUGUGUUAGAUCUAUAUUAUUUAUUAUAAAUUAUUAUAUUAUAAUUACUAGAUGACAAUACGUACAAAAGUUAUUCUAUGGUGAGCGUGGAUUUACAUAUAUCACAAGUUUUGAUGAUAUAAUUAUAUCCCGGAGUAGCCUUGAAAACACUUAUAACGCCGUAUUUAUAACUUCAUUAUAAAAAAUAUUCCACCAUUGAGGCACUUUUUUCCGUAAAGUGCUUGUGUGGUAAGUGGUUUUGCGGCCAUUACUGGCCGAAUUAUUCAUGAACCCAAGACUCUUAAACGGCUGUUGCGCGAGAGCAAGCAUGCAUGAAAACCUCAUUAAAAAUCAUCAAUGUUGGCCUAAUAAGAGCUAUUAAGUGGUCACUUUUCUCGCCCAUGUGAAUUAAAUUUGAUAAACGCACAUGUAAAAUAGAUGUGCAUCUUUUGUGCCUGUAAUCAACAUCCUCAGCUGUCAAGCAGACGGCAGUGCCAAAAUUCUAUUGAAGGACAUCGUAAUUAUGAGUAAAACUAAUGGUGUAAAUUAGCCUAUAACCUAUUGGGAAAUAUUUCACAGCUUUUACUUAAGACGAUGGAGAAAAAAAUAUAAGGGCGACCAAUGAUGCAAUGAGAACAUAAUAGUUAUGCCACUCCUGUAAACGGUUGUGUUAUUUUAGUGAACUUAUGAAAAAUUAUAAAUCUUCUGACUUCAUACAAUUCUCUAGCUCCGCUCUGCGCCCCGGUAGUGAAAUAAGCAUACAAGUGCAAGCCUGACCUGGGCAACGGAAGGCACAAUCGUAUAUUGAUUCAUGUGUCUACCCAAGAUUUAUUGUUUAAAAGUGUGUUAUUUAUUAAAGUUUAUUACAUUGUAGGAUCUGUGUGAAUUAUGGUGAAUUUGGAUAAAUUUAUAUGUUAUCAAUUCUCAAAGCAUUAACUGAAGAUUAUGAAAGCAAGUUAUUUUACUGAUAAGACAUGACCUCAAAAUAAAUAGGAGUUACUUUUCUACGCUCAUUGAUGUGAACUUUUUUUGCGUUUCAUUUUGUUUCUUGUUUCAGAUUCGGCAUGAAGUCAUCAGCCUUAUCGCUUAUUUUUUAAGUAUUGUUGCAAAUUAUUUUUACUAUACGUUAUUUAUUGUUAUUUUCCUAAAAUGUACAGAUUAUAAUUGUCUCUGGUGCGAAAGUAUGCAGCCUAUUAUAACAAUUGUUGCUGUGAGCUUUCAAUAUUCAUGCCAUUAUAUAAUAACUUAAAGGCAUCAAUAAAGUCACCAUAAGAAUUAUUGCUAUACAUUCACAAGAACAUCUGAAUAUACCGAGUUAACCGUAAUCCAGCAAUGGCCUGCUCUACUGAAAACCAUCAUCCAACACAAUUUAUUGCAGUUAACAUGGUAAAUAUUAAUUUUCAUUCUAAUCUUCUGAUGGGUAUUAAUAUAAUUUAUAUCGAGCAUUUCUAUUUAUA